Messenger RNA from Trichoderma gamsii, 696 nucleotides. Its product is annotated as estradiol 17-beta-dehydrogenase. Bases 1 to 696 code for a protein of 231 amino acids. The transcript is spliced from 2 exons. Lineage: Eukaryota; Fungi; Ascomycota; Sordariomycetes; Hypocreales; Hypocreaceae. Gene Ontology annotation, molecular function: oxidoreductase activity. The record is from RefSeq and is a predicted model, not a curated record.
AUGAUAGCUGCCAAGUUUAAGGAGGCAAAUCAGAUCUACGGAAGAAUAACCCACGUCGUCAAUUGUGCUGGAUAUAUCCUUGAGGGUGCAGUAGAAGAGGCUAGCUCUAAGGAGGUCUACGACCAGUUCAACACCAACGUUUUCGGCGCUGCCAAUAUCACUCGCGCUUCCGUUCGUUAUCUUCGCCAGGCUGCUCAAACUGGCUCAUCUCAUGUUGUUAUCGCACAUUUUGGCAGCUUGGCGUCUUACUGGUCUUUCCCCGCAAUGGCACAUUACUGUGCCACUAAAGCCGCUGUCUCUCUCCUUACCGAUGGAAUUGGUCGCGAAGUGGCCCCAUUUGGCAUCAAGGCCUGUACUAUUGAACCUGGCUUCUUCCGCACCGAGUUUCUUAAUGUGGGAGAGGCUCAGCGCCGAAUUCAGACUGCUGCAACCAUACCUGCGUAUGUCGGCACUCCAGUCGCAGAUUCGCGUGAGCUGCUUAUCAGGGCCAAUAACAACCAGGCCGGCGAUCCGGAAAAAGGUGCCAAGGUCAUUGUGGAUGUAUUUACUGGUACAGGUAUUGCAAGUGGUAAAGAACUACCCGACCUUCUACAUUUAGGCCCUGAUAUUGUUGGAACCCUGAAGGAUUCUAUGAUUCCCGGCAUGCUUAAGACAAUGGACCAGUGGGCUGAGGUUUCGAGGUCAACGGAUUUCUAA